AUGAACAAGGCUCAAUUUGUGACUGUCCAAGAACCUUUCAUUGAUGAAUACAAUCUGGAGAAAUACAAAAAUAAAGUUGGUUUUCAAAAUGCAGUGGCCAACAUUAAUGGCAAAAUAUGGUGUUUUUGGGAUGACUCUUUGGACUGCUCUAUUGUUUCAAACAGCAAUCAGCAGCUCACUAUAAAGAUCAAGCAUUUGAUCACCUACAAAACCUUCUGGUAUACUAUAGUUUAUGCUAAGAGCACUGCCAGGAAGAGAAGAAAGUUAUGGCACAUGCUUAGGCAUAACUCUGGUCAUAUUGAUGGCCCUUGGGCUGUACUAGGAGACUUCAAUGUGAUCCUAUCUCCUAGUGAGAAGAGAGGUGGCAUACCACAUAGAAUGAGUCAAAGUAUGGAUUUCAUCUCAUGCUUGGAUGAUUGUGGAUUAGUUGAUGCAGGAUACAGUGGAAACACUUUCACUUGGACUAAUGGAAGGAAAAGAGGCAACAGGAUCUGUAGAAAACUUGACAAAGUUCUAUACAAUGAGGAGUGGAAUGACAAUAUGGGGGAUAGCAUGGUUAAGCACAUGGCAAGGACAGGUUCAAAUCAUAAUCUUAUUAUAUUUAACUGCAAAGAAGUUACUAAUAAUUUUGUGAGUUAUUUCAGGUUCUUGAAUUUUUGGACAAUGCAACUAGAUUUUCAACAACUAGUUCAGAACUCAUGGAUGGAAGAAGUACAGGGCAAUGCAAUGUGGAUUCUGCAAGAAAAACUGAAAAGACUCUCCAAAGUCUUAACUCAGUGGUCCAAAGAAGUCAUUGGAAAUGUCUUUGAGAAAGUCAAGCAAUAUGAACAACUUAUUCUUGAACUUGAGCACAAGAUGGACAGUGAUGACUCUGAGAAAAACAGGCAGGAUCUUAACAGAGUUAAUGCUGAGUACAUUAGAUGGUCUAGCAUACAAGAAAAUUUGCUACAACAAAAGGCCAAAAUUCAAUGGAAUGACGAAGGAGAUGCCUGUAAUGAGGUCAUUGGAGAUGCAGCAGUCCAAUACUUUGAAAGUACGUUCACUGAGACUGCACAAAUUCCUGAUUAUGGGGUUCUACAUCACAUUGAGAAGAUUAUCAAUGAAGAAGAUAAUCAGAAUCUUAACAGAUUCCCAGAAGAAGAAAUAAAAAAUGCAAUCAUGGAUAUCAGUACUAACAGUGCUGCAGGGCCAGAUGGCUUUAAUGGUUUCUUUUUCCAGAAAUGCUGGGACAUCAUUAAGGAUGAGCUGAUCAACUUUGUGCAGAGUUUCUACUGUGGUAAAAGGUUAACAAAGUAUUUUACUCAUACUUGUUUAAUUUUUAUUCCUAAGGUAGAUGAACCUGCUAGUUUUUCUCAAUUAAGGCCUAUUAGCUUAUCUAAUUUCUAUAAUAAAAUUAUCUCCAAAAUUAUGGCUACUAGACUCAAUGUUUUGUUACCCAAAUUAGUGUCAGAAAAUCAGACUGGGUUUAUUAGUGGAAGACUCAUCACUGAGAAUAUUUUACUUACCCAGGAGAUUGUGCAUGACAUAAAUAAAGGUAAUAAUUCUAAUUUGGUUUUCAAAUUGGAUAUGGAAAAAGCAUAUGAUAGAGUUUCUUGGCUCUGCAUAAUUUUUAUUCUCAGAAACUUUGGCUUCUCUGAAUUCUUUAUCGACUUAGUUUGGAGACUUCUAUCAGAUGUAUGGUACUCUAAUAUAAUCAAUGGUGAGAGGAAAGGAUUUUUUCACUCCACAAGAGCUCUUAAACAGGGUGACCCUCUUUCUCUUUUGCUUUUCAUUUUAACUGCUGAACUUCUUACUAAGUUGCUCAACAAGAUUCAUGACAAAAACAGAUACAUUGGCUAUAGUAUGAAUGCUAUGGGACCAAGAAUAAACCACUUGGCAUAUGCUGAUGAUAGAUAUGAGGAGGCCUCUGGACAAAAAAUAAACAAGGAAAAGAGCAUGUUCCUAACUGCCUCUCAUGCCUCUGAUGGUACUCAUAGGAGAAUUAGGAGAAUGUCAGGUUUUAAAUCAUGUACAUUUCCUUUCACUUAUCUUGGGUGCCCCAUUUACACUGGUAGGAAGAAAAUUUCAUGCUUCACAGAUGUUACUUCUAAAUUUUUUAAAAGAAUUGGUAGCUGGCAAGGAAACCUCUUGUCUCAUGGGGGAAAAGCAGUUAUCAUCCAACAGGGACAAAACGAAGGUAAAAAUAAGUACCAUUGGAGUGCUUGGAAGAAUCUUUGUUAUCCCAAAGAAGAAGAAGAAGGCCUGGGUUUUAAAUCUCUUGCUGAUAUUCAAAGUUCUUUUAUUCUGAAAAGAUGGUGGAGAUUUAGAACUCAAAAGAGUUUAUGGGCUGACUUUCUGAGAUCCAAGUACUGCAUUAGAGUCAAUUCUAUUGCUAGAAGUUGGAGCUCUGGUCAAUCUCAAAGUUGGAAAGAGCUUCUUAAUUGCAGAAGCAUUGCUGAACCUUACAUGUUGUGGAAAAUCAACUCUGGGUCCUCUCUCUUCUGGUGGGAUAACUGGACUGGUCUAGGGCCCCUUGCUUUAAUGCUUGAACCUGGUCCAAGACCAGGAAACACUUUAGUCGAGGAGUUUAUUUUUUAUGGUAACUGGAUUUCUAGUAAAUUGGAGAAUACCGUUCCCCCUAAUCUGCAACACACUAUAGAAAGUAUCAAGAUUGCUGACCAAAACUCUCUUGAUUCCUGCAUUUGGACCCACAAUAGUGAUGGAAAUUUCACUUGUUCUUCUGCCAGAGAGAUUACUAGACAAAGGAAGAACAAAAAUGAUUCUUACAAUAAUCUUUGGCAUAAAGGAAUGCCUUUCAAAGUGGCUCUUUUGAAUUGGAGAAUUCUCAAAAGAAAACUCCCAUUUGAUGACAUUCUCCCCAAGUUUGGCCAACAGGUUGUGUCUAGAUGUAACUGUUGUAACCAGCCUCAAACUGAAACCAUGAAUCAUGUCUUUGUUGAAGGUGAUAUCGCUAAGAAAAUAUGGAGUUUCUUUGCUAACCCUCUUGCAGUUAAGCUUUAUUAUGGGAGUAUUAGGCAGAUUAACCUUCACUUGUCUUGGAAAGAUAUUUGUGUCAUUGCAGAUGUAUAUUCUGCUCCAAUCAGUACCUUUCUAGUAUAUUGGGAGAAACCACAACCAAAUCAGUACAAAAUCAAUACAGAUGGAAGCUCUGUGGGUGAACUGAAGAAAGCAGGAGCAGGAGGUAUCAUCAGGAACCAUGAAGGCAAAAUUAUUCUUGGAUUUUCAGAGUCACUUGACUAUUGUAGCAACAAUAUGGCAGAAAUCAAAGCUGCACUUUUGGGUUUGCAAUACAGUUCAAAUCUAGAAAUGGACUCAAAACUCAUGGUGGAUAUGAUCAAAGGAAUCAGCAAAGCUUCUUGGAGAUUUUAG
This is a messenger RNA of Lycium barbarum (goji berry), 3369 nucleotides long. RefSeq lists its product as uncharacterized. The transcript is spliced from 5 exons. The record is from RefSeq and is a predicted model, not a curated record. Gene Ontology annotation, molecular function: RNA-DNA hybrid ribonuclease activity; nucleic acid binding. The coding region runs from base 1 to 3369 and encodes 1122 amino acids. NCBI's taxonomy places the organism in Eukaryota, Viridiplantae, Streptophyta, Magnoliopsida, Solanales, Solanaceae.